Messenger RNA from Epinephelus fuscoguttatus (brown-marbled grouper), 4003 nucleotides. It is a transcript of the gene rufy1, whose product is annotated as RUN and FYVE domain containing 1. The transcript has 17 exons. The record is from RefSeq and is a predicted model, not a curated record. Gene Ontology annotation, molecular function: metal ion binding. The coding region runs from base 27 to 2180 and encodes 717 amino acids. NCBI's taxonomy places the organism in Eukaryota, Metazoa, Chordata, Actinopteri, Perciformes, Serranidae. Gene Ontology annotation, biological process: protein transport; regulation of endocytosis. Gene Ontology annotation, cellular component: cytoplasm.
AGGGGGAGAGGGGAGGGGGGACAAACAUGGCCGACGAGGCAGGGGAGGUAAACACAGCUGUAGAGGAUAGCGAAGCAGAACAACAGCUAGAUGAGCCCGAAGUUUCAGAAGCCGCGCCCGAGGCCGAGUCCGGCAGCAGCGACGGGCAGGAGCGGACGGAGAAGCCAGCUCCCGCCGCGACGGAGAACAGCUGGUCGGCUCCUAUCUUGUCUCUGGCUCGGAAGGCCACGGAGACGAUUAGCAGCGGGGUGAGCUACGCUGCUGCCCAGAGACACCCCUCACAGGGAUCCGCUCCGAGCUCUCCGCUGGAGAAAGAGCCCGAAAAUGAGCUCAACAACACUUCAAGGAAACUUCCAGUUCUGCCCCCCAAAGACCCCAUGGCAAUAGAAAGGUCCAACCUCCUCAGCAUGAUGAAGCUGAGCAUCAAAGUAUUAAUUCAGUCCUCCUUAAGUCUGGGCAGGACGCUCGAUUCAGAUUACCCUCCUCUGCAGCAGUUCUUUGUCGUCCUGGAGCACUGCCUCAAACAUGGGCUGAAAGUCAAGAAAUCCUUCAUUGGUCAGAACAAGUCCAUAUGGGGACCUCUGGAACUGGUUGAGAAGUUGUGUCCAGAGUCUGUUAACAUUGCCACAAGUGCCAGAGACUUGCCCGGCAUAAAGACCGGCCUGGGGAGAGCAAGGGCUUGGCUGCAUUUAGCGCUCAUGCAGAAGACAGUAGCUGACUACAUGAAAGCUUUGCUGGACCGCAAAGAUCUCCUGAGUGAGUUUUAUGACUCUGGAGCAUUGAUGAUGGAGGAGGAGGGGGCAGUGAUAGGGGGACUGCUGGUGGGCCUCAACGUAAUUGACGCUAACCUCUGCAUUAAAGGGGAGGAUCUUGAUUCUCAGGUGGCAGUCAUCGACUUUUCUCUUUAUCUGAAAGACACUGCCAACAGUGAGACUUCAAAAGACGAUGCCAAGAUGACAGCCAUUUUGGAUCAGAAGCACUACAUUGAGGAGUUAAAUCGUCAUCUAAGCGGCACCGUCACUGACCUUCAGGCUAAGAUGGAAUCUAUUGAGAAGACCAACAGCAAACUUGUAGAGGAGCUGACGGCAGCGACAGACAGAAUCAACUCUCUGCGGGAAGAACAGGAACAGCUAAGAAAGGAGAAUGAGACGAUCUUGCAGUCCAGCCAGAAAAAGGAAGAGGCAGCCCUUCAGGACAGCCAGGUUGAGCUGGAGACGUACAAACAGACUCGACAGGGCCUGGAUGAGAUGUACAACGUGGUUUGGAAGCAGUACAAAGAGGAAAAGCGCAUUCGCCAGGAGCUGGAGCGUGAGUUGGAGCUCCAGGUGGGCCUGAAGCAGGAGAUCGAGGUGGCCAUGAAGCUGCUGGAGAAGGACACACACGAGAAACAGGACACGCUGGCAGCCCUGCGGCUCCAGCUCGACCAAGUCAAGACUCUGAACCUGCAAAUGUUCCACAAAGCUCAGGACUCAGAACGAGAGGCAGAAAAAAAGCAGGCGGAGGCUGUGCAGCUUGAGCAGAAGAUGGAUGAAAUGGAGAAAGCCAUGAUGGAACUCGAGCAGAGACUUCAGAACUCGGAGCAAGAGCGCAAACAAAGCGACCAGUCAGACAAAGAUAUGAGGGUGGAGCUGGAAGGAAAGGUGGAUGCUUUGCAGAAACAGCUGUCUGACCUGGAUACACUAAGGCUGGGUUUGGAGAAUGAGCUGCGCACUGAGAGGGAACAGAGACAAAGCCUGCAGAAAUCUCUCCAGCGGGAACAGGACAACAGCAUAGAGCUCCGCACACAGCUGCAACAACUCCAGGGCCUGCACACGGAGCUGCAGGAUUUGAAGCACGAGAAGCAGCAGCUGCAGCAGACGUGUGAGCAGCAGGAGCAGGCUCUACAAGAGAUGGGACUGCAUCUCAGCCAGUCCAAACUUAAGAUGGAGGACUUCAAGGAGGUCAACAAAGCUCUGAAGGGCCACGCCUGGCUGAAAGAUGAUGAGGCCACUAAUUGCAAGCAAUGUGAGAAGGAGUUCUCCAUUGCACGCAGAAAGCACCACUGUAGAAACUGCGGAGACAUCUACUGCAACAGUUGUUCCAGUAACGAGCUGGCCUUGCCCUCCUACCCUCGGCCUGUGCGGGUGUGCGACAGGUGCCACUCCCUCCUGCUGCAGAGAAGUUCGUCCACAGGUUCCUGACAAAACCCCUACAAGCUUCAACGUUUCUACGAGAGCUUUCUAACACUGCACAUACUCAUCCACUAUGAUUUUUAACGACUCGUGUUUGAAAAAUGUCAUCAAAUCUUGGGGGAAAUGUGAUUUGGUGUUCCAUUUCCACUGUUACCUGAAAUUCAGGAACAUUAGUAACAUCUGUAUUAAACAAGGGGCCACCUUUUAACACUGAUGAAAUGAGCGAUGUGUGUCAAAGGGAUAGUUCACCCCAAAAUCAAAAAUAUAUGUUUUUCUCUUACAUGUGGUGCUGUGUAUCAAUUCAGAUUGCUUUAGUGUUAACUGCAGAGAGUUGGAAAUAUUGGCAGUCUUGAAUAUGUCUCUGACACACCAAGCCAAUGGUCAGCUUGUGUUUACUGUUAGCACAAGUCAGCACUUGUCGGCUGCAGAUUCAGCAUGUUAAAUUUGUGUCAGAGCAGCAGCUCAGCUCAAUGCAUGAGAACAGAAACAGAAUUGAGGAAGGCAAAUUAACAGCUAGAGUCAAGAGGGCGAGAGAUGUUAACAAAUGUUGGGUAAGAUCAUUUUUUUAGCCAAUUAGCUCUUCAGCAGAAAUGGUUCAUAAUGGGUUGUUAUUGUUCGCUAGCACAUGGUAAAUAUCCUUUGUUAUUUUAACAGUGGGUUGUUUUGUUGUAGUGCUUAAGGGCUAACUAGCUUGACUUGAUGUCAAGCUUCUUGACUACGUGAUGUCAGUCUUCGGUUUCCCUUUUUUGAAUGAUGAAUAUAGACUACCGCCACCUGUUGGUAUGGAGAGUUAUUUCCUGUCACGCAGGUGCAGAACAUGCAUGCCAGUUAGCCGUCUUAGUUUUAGUUAGCGGUUUUAGUUGUAUGCAGUGAAACGUAAUGGUUGACACACAGGUGACAUCAGGUGACAACAGUUGGCCUUCAUUGACACUAAUUCUUUAAUGUCUUGCAUUUCCUCAUGGACGAAAAGCAUCCUCCUUGGCUGAGCUGUAAUGUUAGCUUGCUGAGUCAAACUAAGAUGCCCACCUCCUUAUGUGGUGGGUGUAGUUUGACAGAAAGAAAAUAGUUCCUACAUGAAACUGCUAGCAAGGCCUGUGGAUUAUCAUGAGUAACCGAGUCGUGAUUUCUGGAAAGAGACAUUGAGUCUUCAAAUAUAUUUGUUAGUGCUUUGAGCACCACAAGCCUAGUGUCAUCUAGUUCCAUUAUAAUCCCAGAGAAGGCAGCCUUGUCUACAGCUGAUAUCUCAAACACUCAGCAACAAGAUUGAUAAAUAGAACUACAGGUGAGAGGAAAAGAAUUUGUAUUUUUGAUUUUGGGGUGAACUGUCUCUUUGAAGAUACUCAAGGUAGCCUGGAGGUUGAAGUAGUUUAGAAUAUUUAUGUGAUCAGUGUUUCUUUGGGCUGGAAUAACAUCAGUUUUACAAUUUGGCAUCAUAAACUGACCAUUUUUAGUGUGUAACUUUUCUAAUUCAAACCGUGGAUGUAGAUUAUGUUGAGAUCCAUCAAGGUUCCUGUUGGUUUCUGAGGGUCACUUGUGUGAUCUUUAGUAUGAACUAUUCAUUGUACUUCACUUUGAUAUUAUUCCAACUUGUCAUACAUCUACUCUGUAAUAAUUUUCACAGCUACAGCCCCACUGCUGGACACAUGCAAAAUUAUUGUGUAAAUGACUGUAGAAUGUUAACAAAUCUAACUAUUUUAGAAUGUAUUAUUACGACAGGGUUUUGCGGAUUGUGUCAACUGCUACAAAGCCAUUUUCUUAAUUAAUUUGGGAAUGGUGACCAAAAGUUUUUUAUCUAGAUAUUUGAUAAAUGAAUAAAACCUCCUUUUUUGCAA